This is a messenger RNA of Syngnathus acus (greater pipefish), 2478 nucleotides long. RefSeq names its product basic helix-loop-helix family, member e23 (gene bhlhe23). Lineage: Eukaryota; Metazoa; Chordata; Actinopteri; Syngnathiformes; Syngnathidae. The record is from RefSeq and is a predicted model, not a curated record. The transcript is spliced from 2 exons. The coding region runs from base 1194 to 1880 and encodes 228 amino acids. Gene Ontology annotation, molecular function: protein dimerization activity.
UGUGUGGAAUGGUAUUGAUUUAUUUAUAAUUUAACAAAUUUAAUUUAUUUUUCCAUCGGUACCCAUGUCUUCUUAAUGUUCUGUGUUCUGCUUCACCACAUUUUGAGGCAGAGGGUGCUCUAAAAGGCAAAAAGAAAUCCAGUUAUUAUGGUCCAUGUUUCAUUAACAACCUAAAUUUUUGUAUUAUUCUAAAAAAUCCAGUUAUUAUGGUCCAUGUUUCAUUAACAACCUAAAUUUUUGUAUUCUAAAAAAUCCAGUCAUUAUGGUCCAUUUUUCACUAAGAAUCUCAAUUUCUGUAUUUUUCUAAAAGAAAAUCCUGUCAUUAUGGUCCAUUUUUCACUAACAACUUUAAUUUUUGUACUUUUCUAAUCAGAAAACAGAAAAGAGUUUUGAUUUUCUAUGUUAAGUCAUUUAGUAGAAAUAAUCAAAGAAAUGCCUUAAAAAAACGACCACUUUUAAUGAGGAAUGUGAUCACGUCCGUUUUCUUUCAUACAAGUCACCAAGAUGCACAAUGUGUCCCGAGAGGCUUUUUGGAAGUUCAAUUGUUCAGAAGUGGUAUUCUUCUAAAAUCUGUAAACGGGUACUUUGAUUUUACAUCGUCGUCAUGAUUGUUUUUAGGCUUAAGUCAAGAAAAAAGUACAGACGAACAAUGUACUACUUCGUUCCAUCCCAUCGCUGCACUUGCCAAGUCUCAUAAAGUGAAGAGUAAAGUGGGCUAUGUGUCGCUAUACCUUAAAACAAUCACACAGCAAAUAAAGAAUGGAGAAGAGCAGCUCGAGUUAAUUAAACGCUCGCCCUGAUUGGUCGAGCGAGUCAUCCCGGCGGAUCUGGCGCGCCUACUAACGCGUGCGCGGGGCAGGACGCAAGCCGCACUUUGCCCAAGGCGAGGGAGGGCGCAAGCGAGAGGCGGAAGCACAGCGCGCCAUCAUCCGCUGAGCACACUUUGACAAGUUUGAUCCCAAGUUGUUGUUGGUUGUGGUGGUGGUGGUGGAGGUGGUGGUAGUGGUGUUGGUGAGCUGUGCGCGCAGCAGCGAGAAGCGGCGCGCACAUGUAGACGCUUCACACUCCACAAAGUCUCCUUGUUCAAGAGUCAUCACCGAGGCGAGGAGAGGGGGAAAGCGAGGCGGAGUGUUGAUUCCAUCUUCAAAAAGAAACGGGAAGUAAACGGCUUCUUUCCUCCUUUGGGAGCGAAGAUGAACGCCAGCGAUGAGAAUCUGCUCAAAUCCAUCAGCAACGACGCGCUCCUCGACCUGACGCAACGCUACGGCCAGUCAGCCUUCGGCUUUGGCGCUGGCCAUGGUGCUGGAACCCCCGGCCGCUUCCCACUCACGCCGGCCGCCGACUUCCUCAGCGGGCAGACGGCUAAGUCUAACGAGAGCGGCGGGGAGCACACCAGUGACGACGAGGACGCCUUCGACUCGCUGGAAUCCCGUAAAAGAGGCGCGCCCUUCGGGGACGACAAGCCCGGGGGUCCCCUGGCCAAGAAGUCCAAGGAGCAGCGCUCCCUGCGGCUCAGUAUCAACGCCCGUGAGAGGAGGAGGAUGCACGACCUGAACGACGCGUUGGACGGCCUAAGAGCCGUCAUCCCCUACGCCCACAGCCCGUCGGUGAGAAAACUCUCCAAAAUAGCCACUCUCCUCCUGGCCAAGAACUACAUCCUCAUGCAGGCUCAGGCUUUGGAGGAGAUGCGGCGGCUGGUGGCCUACCUCAACCAGGGACAAAGCCUCACGUCGCCCAUCCCCGCCGCCCUGGCGCCCUUCGGCCAGGCCGCCGCCGUGUAUCCCUUCUCGGGCUCGGCUCUGGCCAGCUGCGCCGAGAAGUGUUCCAACUUCUCGGGAACCCCGUCAACUCUGUUUAAACAUUGUAAUGACAAGCCUUGAUUCGCACCCCCUCUCUUCCCCGAACUUUCUAACUGCGUAUUGCAUCCGCGUUGCUCUUUCUGUCCCUCUACUUAUUUUUUAAAUCACGCUGUGAGGAAAAUUGUGCAUAAUUCUAAUCAAGUGAUGCUGCGAUGUUUCGUCUUAAUUUAACGGAUGCUGCAUUGGUAAUAAACUAUUUAGGCCUUGUCACUUUCUUGCUCGCGGGCCAAUUUUCAAACAAAAGUCAAAUAUCAAUUUGAUCUAUUUUCUCUUUUAAUAGUAAUCUAUGCAAACCUCAGCAACAAUCCAGUCAGUAAAAUGUCAUUUAAUUUUCACGUCAAGUAUUACUGAAAAGUAGGACGGGAUUUCCCUUAAUGAUGUUUAGAUGCCUCAUCCCUUUUCCCACAAUAUUGACUUUUUUUUUUUUUUUCCAAGGUCUUGCGCGUGUCACAUGAUUGUAUUGAUUGUACAAGUUUGGGGGGAAAAGCCGGACUGCGAUAUGGCUUCCAUUUAUGGCCUGCAAAGAAAAUGUUUUGGGGAGGGAUGGUUGUGUCGCAAAAAUGAAUUUCAUAAAUUGUUUACAUGUGUUUAUAAUUAAAAUCAUAUCUAUAUGCUCGGA